AUGUCCAGUACAGUACCUGAACCAGAGACACCAUUACAUGUGGGACCUGAUGCUAAUAUGGAUUUAGAUAAUUUAAUUGAAUUAGAUGAAAAAGAAAUCGAUGAUUUAAAUUUAGAUCCAGGAAUUGAUGAAACACCAUCAUUUACAGAUAUUCCAAAUCAAGCCGCUUGUCUUGCUGCUGCAAAUACUUCAAAUCAUAAGAGGACUUUAAUUUCUGAAGAAGAUGAUGAUUUCACUACUGAAAGACAACAUGAAGAUUUUGAUAGUGCACAUGAUUAUCAACCUCGUAUAAAUUUUAAAUCACCAUUUUCUGGAGCUAAUGAUAGCAAUAAUUCAGUAAAGAAAGAAAUCCAAACGAUUGAUGUUCCAAUCAAUGAUGUUAAAAAACAUAGAAAAUUAUCAAUGAGUCAACAAUCUAAAUUUAUCACUUACGUCGAUGCAAGAUUAAUGGAAAUUCAAAGAAAAUUUGUUCAAUCAAGAGGUUUAAAUAGUGAAAAAGGUUAUUUAUCAUUGACGACUUUAUUACAUGACAUUAAAUCAUUGUUAGAUUUUAUUUGGUAUUCUAUUGAUAAUAUGCCACAUACUGAUUAUCUUUUACAAUUAGAAAAAUUUGAUGAUUUUGAAAAUUUACUUGAAGGUGAUAACACUAAAUUAUCAAAUGAAAAAAUUCCUAAUCAAUCUCAUAAUUUUGGUCAAGCCUCAUUUAUUAUUAAAAUUGCCGAUGAUUUAAUGGAUUAUAUUGAAAAAUUUGAAAUAACUGAUGAUCCAUUAGAUGAUGAUGAUCCAGAUGCUGCAACAAUCCCAAAAAUAUUUAAAUUAUUUCGUAUAUUAGAUCGUAUAUUUAGAUCUUUAAUUGCAGGACAAAAUGAAAAUAAAGUUAUCUUAAAUUCAACAGAUAGGAUAAGAUUUAUGGCUAUUGCUGAAAGAACAAGAAUGAGAUUACCUCAAUAUUUCGAAAAAAAUAAUAUUCAUGGAUAUCAUUUCGAAUUGAGUAAAAUAUAUGAACAAAGUCUAGAUUAUUGUGCAUACUAA
This is a messenger RNA of Maudiozyma saulgeensis, 1032 nucleotides long. The record is from the annotation of a GenBank genome assembly. Lineage: Eukaryota; Fungi; Ascomycota; Saccharomycetes; Saccharomycetales; Saccharomycetaceae.